Molecule: messenger RNA, 958 nt
Organism: Topomyia yanbarensis
Lineage: Eukaryota; Metazoa; Arthropoda; Insecta; Diptera; Culicidae
Product: elongation of very long chain fatty acids protein AAEL008004-like
Exons: 4
Coding region: 125-925 (266 amino acids)
Biological process (GO): fatty acid elongation, monounsaturated fatty acid; sphingolipid biosynthetic process; fatty acid elongation, polyunsaturated fatty acid
Cellular component (GO): endoplasmic reticulum membrane
Molecular function (GO): fatty acid elongase activity
Source: RefSeq, a predicted model, not a curated record
AAAAGUGAUUGAUGUUCGUGCGGUUGGUGGUUUGAUUAGGAUUGCGUGGUGAUCUGAUAGCUGCGAUCAGGCUGUUAAAUAGUAGAACUGCCAGGAUACGAUAAUAAUUGUCUGCAUCCUUAGGAUGACUAGUUUCGUAGUGACGUUUUCCAAGCAGUACAAAAAUAUGACGGAGGGCGCAGACCCCAUCAUCGACAGCUGGUCUCUGAUGGGCUCCCCAACGCCAGUUCUAAGCAUUGCCGGUUGCUAUCUGCUGUUCGUGCUUCACCUCGGGCCCCGCUGGAUGCAGAAUCGCAAACCGAUCGAACUGAAGCCGGCCCUCAUAUUUUACAACGCCGCCCAGGUCGUGUGCUCCACGGUACUCUGCGUGCAGCCGUUCUUCUUCGGUGGAGUCAGCCACAUGUUUAGCGUUUCCUGCCACGCCAGCGAUGCUUUGAACAAAGAUCUACGACUGACGCUUUGGAAGUGCACCUGGUGGUACCUGGUGCUGAAGCUGGUUGAACUACUCGACACCGUGUUCUUUGUGCUACGCAAGAAACAGAACCAAGUAUCAUUUUUGCACGUCUACCAUCACACGAUAAUGGCGGUCUUCACCUGGGGCUACCUGAAGUAUUUACCAGGAACCCAAGGUGCCUUUCUCGGAUUCGUAAACUCGUUCGUGCAUAUCGUUAUGUACACCUACUACCUGAUAGCUGCCCUUGGACCUCGCUACCAUAAGUACCUCUGGUGGAAAAAGUACAUGACGACGCUGCAACUGACGCAGUUCGGCAUCAUGCUGGUGUAUCUGUUUCUCAUCAUUACCUUCCAAUGCAGCGUACCGCGAUCGCUCAGUUUCUUCUUCGUGAUCAAUGUGACCAUUUUUCUGUUUCUGUUUUGGAAUUUCUACCGAAAGGCUUACGGCCGGGGGCUGAAAAAGGAGGAGUAGGACGAAAGGAGGCUCGUUAUCGGUAGUUUAAGU